Molecule: messenger RNA, 4462 nt
Organism: Cheilinus undulatus (humphead wrasse)
Lineage: Eukaryota; Metazoa; Chordata; Actinopteri; Labriformes; Labridae
Gene: slc25a14
Product: solute carrier family 25 member 14
Exons: 9
Coding region: 175-1035 (286 amino acids)
Biological process (GO): mitochondrial transport
Cellular component (GO): mitochondrial membrane
Source: RefSeq, a predicted model, not a curated record
UUUGCCAUACACUGACAUGGGGAGCUAACUGCAGCCGAGAAGUUUUCUGCUUGCACUUUAUCAAAGUCAAGCCACACGAAUGCCAUGGGAAAACAAGUGAAAUAGCAAGCCGCGGAUUUAAGUGACACCACAGCGGGGCUGCAGCAGGUGGAAGCAGCCGCCUCCGCCACGGAGAUGACCAACUUGAACUGGAAGCCGUUCAUCUACGGCGGGAUGGCCUCGAUUGUCGCAGAAUUCGGGACGUUUCCCAUUGACCUGACUAAGACCAGGCUGCAGGUUCAGGGUCAGUCUCAGUACACAGAGGUGCGGUACAGAGGGAUGUUUCACGCCCUCUUCAGAAUCGGCAAGGAAGAGGGUAUCCGGGCAUUGUACUCUGGGAUCUCUCCUGCUCUACUAAGACAAGCUUCAUAUGGGACAAUCAAGAUAGGAACCUACAACUCUCUGAAGAGGCUGUUUGUCAGUCGUCCAGAAGAUGAGACAAUGGUCAUCAAUGUUUUCUGCGGUGUUGUGUCUGGAGUUCUGUCCUCCUCUCUGGCUAACCCAACCGAUGUCCUCAAGAUCAGGAUGCAGGCGCAGGGUAGUCUACUCCAAGGAAGCAUGAUGUCUAACUUCAUCAACAUCUACCAGACAGAAGGAACCAGGGGACUGUGGAGAGGUGUCAUACCCACAGCACAGCGAGCUGCCAUCGUUGUUGGAGUGGAACUUCCUGUUUAUGACAUCACUAAGAAGCACCUUCUUCGCUCUGGCCUCAUGGGAGACACCAUUUUGACACAUUUUAUUUCCAGUUUCACGUGUGGAUUAGCGGGUGCGCUUGCAUCCAACCCCGUAGAUGUAGUCCGGACCAGAAUGAUGAACCAGCGAGUUUUAUCAGGAAGCCCCAUGUACAAGGGAACACUGGAUGGAGUGAUGCAGACUUGGAGGAAUGAGGGUUUCUUUGCUCUCUAUAAGGGAUUCUGGCCUAACUGGCUCAGACUGGGACCCUGGAACAUCAUUUUCUUUAUCACCUUCGAGCAGUUGAAGAAGCUCCCAUUUUAAAGCGAGCAGACUGUUUGGACUUCACUGGUCUGUCAAACUGUGUUGGGCGGAGCAUAAAGCGAAGCGAGGUGUGAACACGGCAGCACCUGGAGUUUUGGCACCAGUAUAAUCUCAUUCACACCCUUCAGAUCCAUACCAAUGAUACACUAGAGUAUCUGCCAUCUGCUUAUGCUCAUCCAAAUCUUGUGCUGAUUUAUUUGCAGUGUUUUUAUUUGUUGUCACUGGUUCUUUUUUAAGGUUGAUUUUAAAGACUGUUGCUUUGAUGAUCACUAUAUAAUUCUCCUUUUAACGCUCCCUAGGCAGCUAAGUGUUUGGUUGUAGCAAAGAUUGAAACUUUAAGGUUUCCUUAUACUUGAUCCAAAUGGAAAUGGAUCAGGUGAGUUAAAUCUUUGGCCUCUUUAAAUGCCAAUAGCGACUUUCUGAUUGUUUGCUCAGGAUUCCUACACAGAUCUGCAGAGAAACAAUGGAAAUGAAUUUAUUUUCUAGUAGAUGAUGAAUGUCACUUGAGGCAUGCAUGGCUUGUUUGUACAGUUUUUAAAAAAAGGAACUGAAAAGGAAUUUUUAAAUGGAUUAUGUGUAGGAACCCUGAAUUUUUUAUUUAUUUUUUUGGCACUGCAUGAAAUGUGUUGAAUGUUGAGGAAUUGCAUGAAAGACAACAAAGUGUUACAGGUCAAUGAUUACAGAAGACUGAAUUCACUCAAAGAGGAGGAGGAAAUAAUAUCCUACACUCCAAGGUCAAUCACUGUAAAGACAGGAAGAAGAUCCCUGAAGCUGGUGACACACUGGACGGUUUUGGGCCCAGUUUGCGUGGCUUGAUUCAAUGCUUGUCACAACUGAUUAUUUGUGCAAAUAAUAAGUCCAGAUCUUAAUAUUUAAGUACAAAAAAGUGUGAUGUGUACGAUUCCAGGUCAGACAGAAUAGCAGAUUUUGGGUGUCUUGAAAAAAAGAAAGUCAGGAGUCUAGUAUGCAUCUUGCAAGCUGUGCAAUAAACAAGGUAAAACACUACAGCAACGCCAGUUGCCGUCAACACACGACACCUGUGCCUUUUAGCUUUCCAGGAAAAGUUGAUUUGGAUUGGACCAAACUGUUAGGUGUUUUAAUUUACCUUUGUACAGGUAAGGCCAAGGGCAAGAUAUGACCCUACAUAUUUUCUUAGCUUUCCUUAAGUGGUCGCAACAACCAUUGUUUAUUCAUUGUUCAUCCUACAUUCAUGUGGGAGUCCCCUAACAAAAUUUUCCAUGUUUUACCUGCAGGAUGUGCUCGACUAGUCGACUAAACGAUAAAAGUCAGAUUCAUUAGUAGUCGAUACCAGAACUCUGAGUCGGUUUGACUAAUUUUAAUGCUGUCCAUCAGCUCAAGGUGAAAAUCGUGGUCAAACACUCUUGUCUAAACUGCUACACUGUCAGCCGCUGGCAGUAACUAGCUCCAGUCAGUGCUACGGCCAUGCUGCCACAGUGCUGUUUAAUCUGACGUAAACAACUAUGAAUUGAUAGCAUCUCUUAGGAACAGUGUGGAUCAACACAGUUCUGAUUCCCAUCAAUUGGGGAUAAAGUUGUAGUUAUAUGAGUAUAACCCUCAACAGCUGACACAGAAUUUUAUUUCUAUUUUCUAUUUCAAAUACAACCAUACCGUGCUGUUCCUACUAGAUGCUAACUGCUCAUUUUUUCAAUUUUAUGUCUGGCACAGAGCCGGUGGAAAGGUCUGGCAGGAAGGCAGUGGGCAUCAGUUGAAGUAACAACGGCUACUAGUGGCAGGAGGCUUCAUUAUAGUUUUAAAAGACCCUUAUACCAAGAUUUCAGGCCUGUAUUUAUAAAAAUGUAAAAUCAUUACGUUAAACCGGCUCACAGAACUUGCCUCAGGUCCUUCAUCACUGGUCUACUGUGUGCAUUCAGAGGAUUAUAAUGCUAAAAAACUGUCUUUAUGUGAUCUCCAACAGUUUUAGAAUUAUCUAAGGGUUGAAAACUGUCCAGUGUGCAGCCAGCCUUAGUGAUCAUCAGGGUUUUUGGUGCAUUCUGGUGUCAAUAAGGGGUCAAACACCCUCACUAUACUGCUGAUGGACCUUAAAUGGGUCAUUUGUUGGUAAAUCUCUCAAAAAUUCCAUCUGAUUUUAACACUGAGGGAAACAGUGUUUAUUGCUCUUCUAUUUAAGAUAUUCUCCUGCUAUUUGUUUGAACACGAACUGUUUUUUUUCCUGAUUUUAACCAGCUACUGAAGUUUUACUUGAAACAAUCAGAAAUCUGAACCAAAUGAGACAUUCACGACCAAAACAAGGUAUCUCACUUUUUUUAGGUUAUCAUUAGGGAAAUAUUUAUUCCAGGUCAGUCACUCCUAACCAGUGUGAGUUUGUUUGUUUUUGCGUUAGAGCCAUUAUUUAUUUUUGCACCUCUGGUUUGAAAGAACUGAUUUUGUUUGUAAGCAAAGUAAUCUGCCAUACCGUCAUAAUUAAUCCAAAUAAAACAAUCCGGUACAUCAUGAAAAGCCCAGUUUCACACUCAGAUGUGGAUGUAUUUUUUCACAUACUUGUCAAAGGACACAUAAACGGCUGUAGGAAUAAUUAAAGUCUUGUUUCAUUAUUUUAAGGUGAAACAAUGGUUUGAACUGUAAAGCUGGUGUGUAUGGGGCUAUUGUGCCAAAUUGUGUUUCUAUCAAACUAGGUUUGUGCUAAAAAUCUAGUGUACAGUUGAAAAUCUUUGCUGAAGAGUAUCUGAAAUGAACAGCCUUUGUAGGACCGGGGGAUUUGGGAAAAAUGUAAUCAUUCUGAUAAUUUAUUGAUUCACAUUUCCAUAAAUAGGGAUAAAACUCCAUCUAUAUCCUAUAAAAUGUUAACAACAAAUGAAUAUUUUACACAAAAUGUGGUAAGAAAGAUUUUUUGAUCCAGACAUAGGUUUCUAAAUUUAAGUAAUUCACCCCAAAAAUAAUUCAAAGACCAAAUGUUUAUUUUGCUGACAUUCUUUACGGGAAGCCAUAAAAACAUCUUUACCGUAAUUCAUCUAAUACACAAUAUGAAUAAUGUGCAAUAAGGCUAUGAGUGAAGUUUUAACCUCACUCUCUUUAAUCCGCACAGCCAAACUUUUCUUUGGAAUGUUGACUAUUAUACUGCUUUAUUUUAAAGAGGCUUUUUUUGUAAGUUUUUCAGCUUUUUAUUUUUAUUUAAGGUGGAUUUUCUAACGUUUUCCUUCCCAGCAGCAGUUUUCCGUUGCUGUAUAGUAUCUUGUAUUUGAAGGUCUUGCCAUGUCUUCUUUCUUUUUACAGGAUUUAAAUGACUGACGCACAUUACAAUAGAUUUAUAUUUAUAAAUUAUCCUUCAGCAGCACUGGCACUUGUACUUCUACAGUGUUUUUGUUCCUUUUUCUGUACUGUAUUCUGUGUGUCAUAUUUAAGACUAUAAAUCAGCUUUGGCUCUAUGUGGGUCAGAUUUCAUUCUUCA